UUUCCCCAUUCCAAUUAAUCUCUUCCAUUCAUGCCUAAUCAAAAUUCUUCAACCGCCCCCACCACUUUCCAAGGAAAACACUGCACAGCUCCCAUUAAUAUUUGAAUUUCCACUCUCUGUCUCUCCCCCUUUCCAAUACUGCUCAUUAAUUCCCUCUUUCUCUUGCUUACCCAAAAAAAUAAAUCCCCCCUUUCCAUUUAGUUGUGACCAAUGGGAAACCCAACCAUCCUCCUUCCCCAAGAAGCCUUAUUCAUAUGUACCCUUUCUUCAACAAGCUUUAUUCACGUGUGACACAUUGGGAACCAAAGCUUUUAAACUUUUUCGGUGGUUACGUUCAUCUGCAUCUGCACAAAGUUUUGAAAUUUCAAAUUUGCUUUCUAUAUAUUGUUCUCUUUCUCACUACUAACUCAAAUUUCCGAGUCUGCUUCAUAGUUCUCAACUCCUCUGCACCGUCAUUCCUCGCCCAGCUUUCCACGUUGAGGAACUCGCGUCUCCUCUGCUCCCAACCCGAAUCAGAACAUGCGAUCCCCACCGCCACCGCUUCCUUCAGAUUGAUUCCAAGAUGCCCUCUGCUCUUUAACAAGAGGACCUUUCCCCAUUUUUGUCCUCAAGGAAGAGCACAAUGAAAUUGCCAGACUCAAGAAGCAAGCAGGGGAAGUUGAAUUGACUUGGGAAGACUACAAACGAAUGGAAUUUACUCACUGUCUAAGAUGCAGAUAGGGGAUACAUCAUUGAAUGAAGCAAGCUCCGGAUAUCCUCAGAUUCUCAUACUGAAUGAAGGCGAAGUGAUGCUGGAGUUUGUCAGGCAGUUUAAGGAUGAAUUAAAAGAGAAUUGGUUAUUGAUUGAUGAUGGGGGGUGUACCAACGUCGUUAAGUUUAACAUGAGUGUUGUUAGACCUAGAUUAACCCAUGGAUGAAAGCAGUUGAGAAAAGAUUAUUAUCUGCGAGGAACCUGCACUAUAUGGAUGCAUUUGAUUGAGGAUUGUGUUUUUAACAUGUAUAUUUUCAAUAGUGAAGGCAAGGAACUUGAUGUACCUGGCGCUCCUCUUAGAGAUAUUUACAAAUCAGAUGAUGAUGAUGAUGAUGAAUUUUAUAGUAAUCUUCGACAAAGCCUUUCUUCAAAAAGUUCUUUGCUUGAUCAUAUAGAGGGCGAUGGGUAUAUUUCUGCCCAAAGUAGUGGAGUUGUUGCAACAACUGGUCUAACAAAUGGUCAACAACUCGAUGUAGAAGGUGGUCAAGAAGUGCCUGAUGUUGUUGCUGCUGAUAAUGUCGUUGAUGGUGCAGAAAUAGAACCAGAAAUCAUUGAAAUUGAUGAUGGCUUAGUGGAUGGAGAUGUUAUAAUUCCUGUGGCGCCUAUCCCAGUUCCUGGCAUCGUUUUUUAGUGUAUUUUCACAUGCACUCUUACUACAUACUAUGCAAAAAAGAGUCAUUUGUAUGUCCCAAAGGAUGAUGCUGCGUAUCUUAUAGAAGCUGGCCUACACAAUUGGAUGUUCGUAGGUCCUAAAAGAAUCCCGUUUGAGUGUCGUAUCCUAAUCAGUUCCUGUCAUCGUUAUGCCAAAAUUGGAAGUGGAUGGAGGUUCUUCUGUGAAGCUAACCAGUUCUCCCCAUAUGACUAUUUACUAUUUCAAUUUACAAGCCCGGAAGAAGGAAUUGCAUACAUGAACUAUGGAGACCAGAUUGAUAUUUAGAUAGUAUUGUAAUUGUUGGUGUGUUUCAAUGAAUGGGUUAAAAUUGUAUGGGGUGUUUCUUCAUGUGCCAGAGAAAAAACAAUUUUCUAAUUUUGAUAGUAAUUCUUCCAAUCCUCCUAUCUACUGUCAUUGCUACGUCAUCAAAACAUCCUUCUCCAUCAAUAUUGAAGCCAAACAAAGGUGAAAAACAAAAACAAAUGAGGGCUCCAUCUAGAAUGAAAAAGGUUAAAAUAAUUAAAAAGUUGCCUACCCCUAUCCGUUCGGAAUCAAAGUGGUCGCGUUAUUUAAGAAAGAAAGCUUUGGAUACCAAGAGAGGAAGGUUUUCUCCCUCUAAUGGAACUGCAGAUGAAGCAGGGCCAUCUAAUGUGGCUUUAUGUGAACCUGGAGCAUUAAGCAGUGAUUCUGAAGAUGCUGAAUCAGAUGAGGAUUAUGUGGAACAUACGCAUGAAGUGAUUCCUGAAAUUCCAGCAAACAUUGUUGCUUUGCUUCAGAUAGCUGAAAAUACAGACGUUCUUGAUUUUGGAGCUCCAACCAGCGCUUGCUUUUACUGCGGAGCUUUCAUGUGGGCUUCUGAGAAAUCGGGGAAGAUAGAUUCUGAUGGGGCUGCAGCUUUUUCAUUGUGUUGUAUGAAGGGGAAGGUUGAUUUACCCUUAAUCCCUACGCCUCCUCCUCUACUUCUUGACUUGAUAACAGAUAAAGAACCAAGGGCGCAAAAUUUCAAGGAGAAUAUAAGAGCAUAUAAUAGCAUGUUUUCCUUUACGUCUAUGGGUGGGAAGGUUUUAACUGCUCUUAAUGACGGUGGAGGCCCCCCUCAAUUUGUAUUGAGUGGACAGAACUAUCACCGUAUGGGUUCUUUAAUUCCACGUCAGGGGCAACCUCCUAAGUUUGCUCAGUUGUAUAUUUAUGAUACACAGAAUGAGAAUUCUAAUAGAGUGAGGAAUCUAAGCUCUAAUGGGAGAGGACAGGGUCUUGACCUUUCUUUAGUGGAAGAUCUUAAGCAGAUGAUUGACAGACACAAUGUCCUAGCCAAAAUAUUUAGGCAGGUCCGAGAACGAUUGAACUCUGAUGAAUCAACCCAAUUAUCUAUCUGUCUGUUCAGAGCCCAGGGGAAAGAUCCUAGAACUUAUAAUAUGUCGUCAAUGGAUGAGGUUGCAGCCUUGAUUGUUGGGGACAUUGGGGAGUCAGACGUUGGCAGAGAUGUUGUAGUGAAAAUGAAUGAUGGAUAUCUUUCAAACAUACCUGAAACACAUACUGCUUUCAUUCCCUUGCACUAUCCACUUAUAUUUCCUUACGGUGAAGAUGGCUUCCGUGAAGAUAUUCCCAUUAGUGAGAUUUUUAGAAACAUGGGAAGCUACAAAAGAUGGAAAGUCUCUAUGAGGCAAUUCAUUUCAUUCCGCCUUCAAGACAGAAACAGUGAGUAUGGGAACAUUAUUUUUGCUAAGAGGUUGUUCCAACAGUUCGUCGUUGACGCAUAUACCAUGAUUGAAGCAAACCGUCUUUCAUAUAUUCGAUUUAAUCAGAAAACCAUAAGAGCAGAUUAUUUAAAUGGGGUUGCAGAGGCAAUUGAGAAGGGAGAGACAGACCCGUCAUCUGUAGGAAAGCGGAUUAUAUUGCCUCCUUCCUUUACAGGAGGUCGUCGUUACAUGUUUAAUAAUUGUCAGGAUGCCAUGUCAAUUUGCAAAAAGUUUGGGUACCCUGAUCUUUUUAUUACAGCAACAUGUAAUUCACAAUGGGGGGAAAUUCAAAGGUAUGUCCGUGCUAGGAAUUUGAGAGCUGAAGAUAGACCUGAUAUUUGUGUUAGAGUUUUCAAGAUGAAGCUCGAUAAUCUGAUGUCUGAUUUAAGGAAAAUCACUAUAUUUGGUCCUGUUGAUGCAGGUAUGUAUACAGUAGAGUUUCAAAAACGUGGAUUGCCACACGCGCACAUUCUUCAAUGGUUGAAACCCCAGUACAAAUUGAUAACCGGAGAGGACAUUGAUAAAUUCAUUUCAGCUGAGCUUCCUGACCCGCAGUUGUAUCCAAAGCUUUACAAGGCCGUUUCCUCCUUCAUGAUCCACGAUCCGUGUGGGGUUAUUGAUCCAAAGUGUACAUGCAUGGUUGAUUUUUACCCAGUUAUUAAACUGAAAUGA
Lotus japonicus is the source of this 3814-nucleotide messenger RNA. RefSeq lists its product as uncharacterized. The transcript has 9 exons. NCBI's taxonomy places the organism in Eukaryota, Viridiplantae, Streptophyta, Magnoliopsida, Fabales, Fabaceae. The coding region runs from base 1736 to 3814 and encodes 692 amino acids. The record is from RefSeq and is a predicted model, not a curated record.